AUGGAUAUCCCAUCGCAACUUAAGAUACGAUCGAUCGUAGCCUUUGGUGAAAUCGGCCCCAGAACUGAGGAGAUCCUUGCUGGUGCUCUCCUGGAACAAGCCGAGGCCCUCUUGGAUCGAGGCAUCCACCCCAUCCGCAUCGCCGACGGCUACGAGAUGGCCGCCCGGAAGGCCUGCCAGAGACUGGGGGAGAUCAAGGAGGCGUUUGAGGUCAACCAGGACAACUUAGAGCCGUUGAUCGAGACGGCCAUGACAACACUUGGCUCCAAAAUUGUGAACAAGUGCCACCGACAAAUGGCCAAGAUUGCCGUGGAUGCCAUCAUGGCCGUCGCUGACUUUCAACGGAAGGACGUGGACUUUGAACUGAUCAAGGUGGAAGGGAAGGUUGGCGGCAAACUGGAAGAUACCAUGCUGGUCAAAGGGGUGGUCAUCGACAAGGACUUCAGCCAUCCUCAGAUGCCCAAGGAAAUUCGAGAUGUUAAGUUGGCCAUCCUGACAUGCCCAUUUGAGCCUCCUAAGCCCAAGACGACCCACAAGCUGGACAUCAAGUCAGUAGAGGACUACAAGAAACUCAAGGAGUACGAAGCAAAGAAAUUCACAGACAUGGUGGAACAGGUGAAGGCCACGGGGGCCAAUCUGGCCAUCUGCCAGUGGGGUUUUGACGACGAGGCCAACCACUUGCUGCUCCAGAACAAACUCCCGGCCGUCCGCUGGGUCGGAGGACCAGAAAUAGAGUUAAUCGCCAUUGCGACUGGCGGCCGCAUUGUCCCACGUUUCCAGGAGCUCACGGCGGAGAAGCUGGGCAGGGCAGGUAUCGUCAGGGAGCUGACCUUUGGCACCACCAAGGAUCACAUGCUAGUGAUUGAGGAGUGCCACAACUCCAGGGCUGUCACCAUCUUCAUCAGGGGAGGCAAUAAAAUGAUCAUCGAGGAGGCCAAGCGUAGUCUACACGAUGCCUUGUGCGUCAUCCGUAAUCUGGUCCGAGACAAUCACAUCGUGUACGGUGGAGGUGCUGCAGAGAUUGCUUGUGCUCUAGCCGUGAGCAAAGAAGCAGACAAGAUUUCCACGAUAGAGCAGUACGCCAUGCGUGCCUUUGGUGAAGCCCUGGAGUCCAUUCCAAUGGCGCUAGCCGAGAACAGCGGACUGCACCCGAUCCAGACACUCGCCGACAUCAAGUCCAGACAGAUCAAGGAGGGCAACCCAAGGCUAGGAAUCGACUGCAUGGGCAGGGGCACCAAUGACAUGAAGGAACAGCACGUGAUUGAGACGCUGAUUGGAAAGAUGCAGCAGAUCAACCUGGCUACCCAGCUGGUCAGGAUGAUCCUCAAGAUCGACGACAUCAGGUCGCAGGUCGGCGAGGGUCAAUGA
Acanthaster planci (crown-of-thorns starfish) is the source of this 1368-nucleotide messenger RNA. It is a transcript of the gene cct5, whose product is annotated as chaperonin containing TCP1 subunit 5. Gene Ontology annotation, biological process: protein folding. Lineage: Eukaryota; Metazoa; Echinodermata; Asteroidea; Valvatida; Acanthasteridae. The record is from RefSeq and is a predicted model, not a curated record. Gene Ontology annotation, molecular function: ATP-dependent protein folding chaperone; ATP hydrolysis activity; ATP binding.